Messenger RNA from Nerophis ophidion (straightnose pipefish), 2231 nucleotides. RefSeq names its product NK2 homeobox 4a (gene nkx2.4a). Gene Ontology annotation, biological process: cell differentiation; regulation of transcription by RNA polymerase II. Gene Ontology annotation, molecular function: DNA-binding transcription factor activity, RNA polymerase II-specific; RNA polymerase II cis-regulatory region sequence-specific DNA binding. The record is from RefSeq and is a predicted model, not a curated record. The transcript is spliced from 2 exons. Lineage: Eukaryota; Metazoa; Chordata; Actinopteri; Syngnathiformes; Syngnathidae. The coding region runs from base 207 to 1223 and encodes 338 amino acids. Gene Ontology annotation, cellular component: nucleus.
GGCUCCAAUAAACCCGGGCUAAGAGCGCCCUGGGCUCGCCUCCUUCUCCAAGGCGAUCAAUAGGAUCUCAGGCGCACUCCAAGCCCUCUCCUACGUAGACAUCCAACAAGGAGAGAGCCGACACAACAACACGCGUGAUCUGUUCCAACCACAAAAAAAAAAAAAGAAAAAAAAAGAAAAAAAAAAUUCUACCUGCUUUCUGAAUCAUGUCGUUGAGCCCAAAGCACACAACGCCUUUUUCAGUGACAGAUAUUUUGAGCCCAAUCGAGGAGACCUACAAGAAGUUUGGUGCCAUGGACGGCGCAGGGAACCUAACCUCUCCACUGGGAGCCUACCGGCAGCCGCAGGUGUCUCAGAGCGGCAUGCAGCAGCACUCCAUGGGCCACAACGCCGGCGUGGCGGCCGCCUACCACAUGCCGCACUCCGUGUCCCAGUUCUCCCACAGCGCCAUGGGGGGAUACUGCAAUGGGAGCAUUGGCAACAUGGGCGAGCUGCCGUCCUACCAGGAGAGCAUGAGGAAUAGUGCAGCAGCAACAGGCUGGUACAGCAACCCGGACCCAAGAUACUCCACCAGUAUGAACAUGGCGGCCAUGGGGGGUCUCACCGGGAUGGCGGACGCUUCCAAAUCCAUGCCAGUGCUGCACGCCGCACCCCGGAGGAAGCGGCGCGUCCUCUUCUCGCAGGCUCAGGUCUACGAGCUGGAGAGGAGGUUCAAGCAGCAGAAGUACCUGUCGGCGCCGGAGAGGGAGCACCUGGCGAGCAUGAUCCACCUGACGCCGACCCAGGUGAAGAUCUGGUUCCAGAACCACCGGUACAAGAUGAAGCGCCAAGCGAAGGACAAGGCGGCGCAGCAGCUGCAGCAGCAGAGCCAACAACAACAACAACAACAACAACAGGACGGGACCAUGUGCCAACAACAGGCCCAGUCCCCGCGGCGUGUAGCCGUGCCGGUUCUGGUCAAGGACGGCAAACCGUGCCAGAACGGUUCCAACACGCCGACGCCGAACCAGCAGCAACAGGCUGUGCAACAGAACGGAGCCGGUGUGGUGCUAGGCCAGCAGCACCAGAACCAGCAGCAGGUGAACGCUUUGGACAUGGAGGACUUGUCUCCUAGUCCCCCUUCUCUGCACAGCCAGCUCAGCAUGGCGCAAAUUGACAGUUCUGCCGUAGAUUACACCAACAGCAUGGUGAGCUCGAACCUCCUUUACGGCAGGACGUGGUAGGACACGUGCACACUCUUUUCUAUAUCAGCCUGCGGAUGAUGAGCCCAUCACAAACACACACACACACACACACACACACACACACACACACACACACACACACACACAGGACUUUGGGCCCCAUGAAAAUAAUCUUUACAGGGCCCCCAACACAUAAUUUCAUCAUCAUUAGGGGCCUCUCUGGGCCCCCAUCCAUCAUGGGCCCCUAGAAUCCGUCUCCUUUACCCCCCCUUUUCGGCGCCCCUGCACACACACACACACACACACACACACACACACACACACACACACACACACACACACACACACGUAUAUAUAUAUAAAUAUAUAUAUAUAUAUCUAUAUAGACAUAUAAAUGACGUCAUAUGAAAGUGGGGCCCCCUGUGGACGCACUGACAAGAAGUACCAGCUGAUCAGAGGCACAUUUUCUUGACAUCUGAAAAGAAGGGAGUCUAUUUUUGAACAUUACGCACAGGCUUGACCCUUCAAGACGCUCCGGGCCCCUUUUUGUAAUCUUUUGGACCUUCAUGAUGUUUGAUGUUGAGAGAAAAAAAAAAAAAGAAAAAGAAAGAAUAGGGGACUGAGAUGAGAUCCACACUGUUCGCAGCAUCUAGUAUUAUUUCACAGUCAAAUACUGUUCUCCAAAUUUACUGAAACCUUACAAGUGAAAAAAUGACAUGACCCUUAGAUUUCGCAGUAAAUUACUUCAAAUAUGAACGGAAUGUAAUUAUUAGGCAGUAAUUUACUGCGAAUUUACAAUGAUUUUUAAUUUUUUUAAUUUUUUUUUUAACGUGUGCACUUUGUCCUCUACUGUAAACUAAUGUAUUCAAUUAGAACUAUUACAUGAAUUAGCGACUUGUAUAUUUGGCUAACAACCAACACAUUUGUUUUAAUUGUAUAAUAAUAAUGUUUGUUUUCCUCAUUCUUUUUUUUUUUUUUAAGUUAAAAACGGCAACAAAUGGAGCUGCUGUAUGUUUUAAACCCAAGUGAACAAUAAGAAUAAAUAAC